This is a messenger RNA of Ylistrum balloti, 1245 nucleotides long. Its product is annotated as zinc finger protein 593 homolog. The transcript is spliced from 3 exons. Gene Ontology annotation, molecular function: nucleic acid binding; zinc ion binding. The record is from RefSeq and is a predicted model, not a curated record. Lineage: Eukaryota; Metazoa; Mollusca; Bivalvia; Pectinida; Pectinidae. The coding region runs from base 30 to 431 and encodes 133 amino acids.
GGACGGACUUAUCUGAUAUUUUUGACAGUAUGGGGAGAUAUGCAAGGAAAAAACAACACAAAGGCGAUAAACCUCUAAAAGAGAAAUAUCGGACAAAGCGAAAAACGAAAGACUGGGAUCAGAUAGACGAAGAUUUGAAGCCAGGGAACGCCGAAAAGUUGUUAAAUCAGGAAACGGAUUUUGACAAGCCAGGAGCUGGAAAGUUUUAUUGUUUACAUUGCGCGAAGUACUUCAUCGACACACAUGCUAUAAAAGAGCAUUUUAGAAGCAAGCCACAUAAAAGAAGGUUAAAAGCCUUGGAGUUGGAGCCAUACACAAUACAAGAGGCAGAAAGGGCUGCGGGAAUGGGGUCAUAUGUAGCACCUAAGAAAAGGAAAAUGGAAACACAGUCAAUACCAGAGGAAAUGAAGACAGAUGAAGAAGGAACUUGAAACUGUGGCUGAUAUUUUGUGACAAGAAAACUGACUUUUUGAAGCUAUGAUUAUGUGACUGUGAUAAUUUAUCAAGAAUAUAUGCUUUGUCAUCCCUGGUAAUUUGUCAGAAAGAUCUUUACAGAGAGAAUUAUGGUUCUUUCCCUGCCUACAUCCUUCAUUUGAAACCCAAGUCUAUCCACAAAUUGACUUGAAAGUAUCAGUGGUUGCAAGGAGUGAUUUGAUUGGCUUACAGCAAAUGAAUGGCAGUUUGGAACAUAAAUUUCUCAUGUAAUGCAGAUAUCUACCACUUUAGGCCAAAUUUGUUUCAGAAUGGAAAUAAUAUGUUUGUUUUUAUGCAUCUACUGGAGAUUUGAUCCAAAGUUUUGUUCUUACAUUCUUCUUCGUCUUAUGUUACAAAAACAAAUAUUUCGUUAGAUUUAUUUUUGAAGAAGUAUUUCUUUUUGUGUUGUCUAAGGUGAUGAUGAAAAUAAUGAAUUUAGAUACAGUAUUAUCUAUAACUGUAGUCAGCAAUUCACUCUACCAUUUAUAAUGUUAAAAAGCAUCAAUUAUAACGUCAAAUAUUAACAUGAUUUAAUUUUACAACUGUAUUGCACUUUUUUCUUGUGACAAUCCAAUAGAUUGAAAUGCCCAGUGCUGUUGAAUUUGAAAGUUUAAACAAAGUUACCAUACGUGUAGGUAUUAUUGUUUCACUCAAUAUUAUGCUGAUGAAGAAAUUAUGAAACAUUCUUUGUACAUAAAAAGGUGUACCAAGGCCUGAAAUAAUAAAUUUUCUGAAUAGAAUUGAACACAAUAAAAUUAUCAUAAGAUGUGA